Diospyros lotus (date-plum) is the source of this 471-nucleotide messenger RNA. RefSeq names its product LOB domain-containing protein 18-like. The transcript is spliced from 2 exons. Gene Ontology annotation, cellular component: nucleus. The record is from RefSeq and is a predicted model, not a curated record. The coding region runs from base 1 to 471 and encodes 156 amino acids. Gene Ontology annotation, biological process: positive regulation of DNA-templated transcription; hormone-mediated signaling pathway. Lineage: Eukaryota; Viridiplantae; Streptophyta; Magnoliopsida; Ericales; Ebenaceae.
AUGAACCCCCGGUCUCGAUGUGGUGCCUGUGUAGUCUUAAAUAGAGGAUGUCAUCCACAGUGCAUUUUUGCUCCUUAUUUUCGUUGUGAGGGUGGUACUGCUCAUUUUGCUACCGUUCGUGAAGUUUAUACUAUCAGAAAUGUCGUCAACCUCUUGACUCCGCUUUCUGUAAAUGACCGAUUUUGGGCUUCUGAUACACUUCUCUUUGAAGCUCAAGCCCGGCUUCAGGAUCCUGUUAGUGAGCUGCAAGCCUAUCGAGCUUAUUUGCAAGAUUCACUAUUCGCAUAUUAUUCUUCGCAUCCCCAACUUGUUCCUCCAUUUGAUCCAAAUUUCAACUGGAGCUCUAGUCCUCCCACCAUCCCAGAGGCUACUCUACCUCACCCUGGUGAAACGAGCAACAGCCAGAUGCCGCUCUCGGAUGACCUUGAUGAGCUAGGUCCAGUCAUCUUUGGCCACCGCCGAUGUCCUUGA